UCAGGUGGGAGGAAUAAAAUUAGAAAUAACGCUGUUAUUAAAGGGAAUAAUUGCGAGCGUCGGUGGUAAUUAACCGACGGGUGGCGACGCCCCCGGGGGUGGGAGUACCUUCUGGUAAUGAAUAUUCGUAAUGGUCCGGCGCAUUAAUAUCGAGCUCCCUUGAUGAAUAUUCCUAUUAGACCCCCCGAUUCCUCGGAGUUUCGAAAUCCACGGUUCCGGAAGUGGGAACGAGCUUAGCCUCGUGAGUGCGCGGAUGUUAUCGGGGUUAUCGAGUGAAGGAAAGAAAGUUCGGCGAGGGACCAGCGGAUAAAGAGGAGGAAGACCAGAGGCUAAGAGGAGGAAGAGGACCACCGAAUAAAGGAGAGGAAGAGGACCAGCGAUAGGCCAGAGCGAUCCAGGAACGCGGCACUGGUGAGCUUAUCCCGGAGUCGUUCAUCCCGUCACGACUUAGCAGGAGGCGACAUGGAUUGGUUGAGAGGAAAAAUUUUUCUCAAACCCGAUGACCAGCUUCAGCUGAGUGAAGAUGAACUGAAGGAAGAAUAUGCAAGAGUGUUAAUGACGCACAAUACAAGAGUUCCGGAUUCAUUAGUAGAAUGGUCAUGGAAGCUCCGAGAUUUUGUACUUUUACCCAAUCCUCCAAACUUGAUAACACUGCUCAGUAUCCCUGGUACAUUACUGCUAAAAGACUCAGAGGAAGCAAAAACUCAAAUGGCAGGUGGGAUCGUCACAGAAACUGAGAAACCAUCCGAACCUGAAGACACCGAAGAAGGAAAAGCAGAUGAAGGUGUGACGGAAAAGGAAGACGAAGGAGAAGAAAAAGAAGGCGAAGGGGAAGAGCAGGUUAAAGAAGGUGCCGAAGGAGAGCCUGAAGCUGACGAAGAGCCUGAAGGUGAAAAAUCUGCACCGAAGAAGUUACCAAACCAGUUUAACUUCUGUGAGAGAGGAGCACUGACCUAUAACAAUCCAUCUCGCGAUAUGUGCACACAAACAGUACCACCGCCAACGGGAACUUUCAACUCGCAUGUUUUUCAGUGGAUUAUUUUCGAUGAGUACCAAGAAGACUUUGCGCAACAACAAAAGGAAAAAGAAAAGGAAAGGAAGGCGCCAAUGAUACAACCGAAAAAAGACGAAUCAAAGAAAAAGUCCCAAAUGGAAGCACUGGCAGUAUCGGAGAGGAUGCUGCAAGCUGCGAAGACCUUGGAGAGGAUGGUAAAUCAGAACAUAUUUGAUGAUAUUCUACAAGAUUAUAGGUAUUGGGACGAUCCAAGUGAUGAGUUUAAGGAUGGAGAAGGUUCACUUCUACCUCUGUGGAAAUUCAGCUACGAGAAGACUAAAAAACACGACAUCACAGACUUGUGUUUCAACAGUCGAUACUAUGACUUCUUCGCUGUAGCUUACGGAGCAAUGUCAUUUGACAGCCCAGUGACAACAGGAACGGUGUGCCUCUUUAGUUUGAAAAACCCAUCGUACCCUGAAUGGAUAUGCAUAACAGAAUCCCCGGUGAUGUGUCUGGACUUUAGCAAACAACAUCCACACCUUCUGGUUAUCGGUACCAUGGAUGGAUCGGUAGCAGUGUACAAUGUUAUGUUACCCCCAAACUCACCGCAAUAUAAAAGCAACGACGUUCUUCAGAAACAUAGAGGAAUUGUGUGGGAAGUACGAUGGGCUCCUGAUACGGACGAAGGAAAUUUGAUGUUUUACAGUGUCAGUACAGAUGGUAAAAUAAACCACUGGAUUUUAAAUCAAAAUGAUCUUGGUAUGAAUACUAUAAUGACUCUGUUCCUUGAUAGACCUCCCAUACCAGGACCAGACGGUACGAUGAUUACAUUAAAAGGGUGCGGAACGUGUCUUGCAUUUCAUCCAGCAGACAAUAACAUUUUCUUGGUCGGAACAGAGGAAGGAUCGAUUUACAAAUGCAACACUGCGUAUAGUAGCAUAUACAUGAAGACAUACGACGAAGCUCACGACAUGCCUAUCUACAGAAUAGUUUUUAAUAAAUAUAAUUCAAACAUAUUUGCAAGCUGUUCCGGAGAUUGGAGAAUCAAGAUAUGGGAAGAUGACCGACCGGAGCCUCUGUUCAUGUUCGAUCUUGGUGUACCGAUUGGUGACGUACAAUGGGCACCUUACAGCUCGACGGUACUUGCCUGUGUAACAAACGAUGGCAAAGUUACGGUAUUCGAUUUAAAUGUUAACAAAUACAGGCCAAUCUGUUCUCAGCCGAUUGUAAGUAAAAAGAAGAAUAAACUAACGAGGCUGCAGUUCAACGACGUGUUGCCGUUCAUCAUUGUCGGCGAUGACAAAGGUACGGUAAGCGCGAUGAAAUUGUCACCAAAUCUGCGCAUAAAAGUUAAACCGACGAAAAAGCAACUUCAUUUAACACCAUUUGAGUUGGAGAGCAUGAAACUAGAAAGAUUAUUAAAUUAUGUGAGGGAGCCUUCCUUCUUUGCUGCCUCUGAAAAUCCUACAUCGAACAAAGCAGAGAAAUAGAUCACUUCAAUGCCUUAAGAAAUGCAAAUCAGUUGAUCGGUAACAAUGAUACACUUUAUUGAAGAAAAUUUCCUUAACACGUGUUCUGGCUAAGAAACAUGCCAGAACGAUCUAAAUAAAUUCUGGUAUUAACCUUGAUAUAUACAUAUACAUAUAUAUUGAGUUCUUUAUAUAUUAUUUAAGCAUAAAGCACUUUUUAUAUUAUAUAUAGUAAAGUAUUCUUGAAUUUAUUUUCCAAGUAUAAAUAACCAAGUUUACCCUAUACAUUCACUUCGGACAAUGUAUUAUACGUAUAUUUACGCUUUUACUACUUUGUCGAACUAUCUACAAAGAUCAUUUCUUAACGCACUUCUUUUGAUUUUCUUCGAAAAAUGUAAAAUAUAUCACAUUAUUAAAGGAAUCUGUUACUGAGCCGUA
This is a messenger RNA of Orussus abietinus, 2904 nucleotides long. RefSeq names its product dynein intermediate chain 2, ciliary. The transcript has 14 exons. Gene Ontology annotation, cellular component: outer dynein arm. The record is from RefSeq and is a predicted model, not a curated record. Gene Ontology annotation, molecular function: dynein heavy chain binding; dynein light chain binding. Bases 463 to 2487 code for a protein of 674 amino acids. NCBI's taxonomy places the organism in Eukaryota, Metazoa, Arthropoda, Insecta, Hymenoptera, Orussidae. Gene Ontology annotation, biological process: cilium movement; outer dynein arm assembly.